GUCUACACCCCCGGCACACGCCUAGUGACUCCUCACUUGAACGGCUCACCUCCACGAGAGCAGACGUUUAUGUAAUACAGCACACUUUGAUGGACAGCUAAUUGACACCAAAGCAAAUUUGUCGUGAUAUUCACGUCAACAUUGAUCAUCGUCAAAAGUGGAGACAAUUUUUUUUGCUGAAGUCACCUUUUCAUAUAUUUAAAAAAAGGUUUUCUUUUAAUUUUCUUCGACUUUCAACAUGACGUCUCCAAAUGAUCUUGUUCCGGCUCAACAUCAAACACCUCCAAGUGUUACACAUCCUGGGGUUAUCGGCGGAUUCUACAGUCCCUUUGGGGCCAUGGGGCACGGUGUGAGUCCCUAUUCCCACCCAUCCUCCAUGUACUACCCACCGUUGGACUUCAAUAGAGCCUACGCUCUUAGGAUGAUUGAGGAAAUGCAACGACGAGAACAGCCGCAGAAACCGCCGUUUUCCUACAUUGCACUCAUCGCCAUGGCCGUCAAGAGUGCACCCGACAGGAAAAUCACCCUAAACGGAAUCUACCAGUUCAUUAUGGAGAGGUUUCCAUAUUACCAUGACAACAAGCAAGGGUGGCAGAAUUCUAUCCGGCACAAUCUCAGUCUAAACGAUUGUUUCGUGAAAGUUCCCAGAGAAAAGGGCAAACCUGGAAAAGGUAACUACUGGACCUUGGACCCUAACUGUGAGGAGAUGUUCGAGAACGGUAAUUACAGGCGGCGAAAGAGACGCGUGAAAUCUACAGGAAAGGACGAAAGAGAAAACGGCGACGAAACGUCAGCAUUAGGAGAUGAAUUCGACGAUUCCGACGGAGGCGAUGAUCGUUUAUCCGACAUUGGAGACGACAUAUCUAACAAUGGUGAAGACGACAGUGGUAUUAAUAUUUGUUCAGAAGACGACAAUUCGCGGGACUCAUUGGAGAUACGCACGGAUGUCUCUAGAUGUGUACGGAACGAAACAAAUAACAAUUGUAAUAUCAGAAUUGGACAGUGUCCGGAAACCCGGAAAUCCCUCUUUACCAUAGACAGCAUCAUAGGAAACGACAACACCUCAGAUCGGAAAGACCCGGAAAUUGGAUCUAUCAAACGAAAAUCGUCAACGUCCGACGAUGUAAACGGUAAUGAAAACAUCAAAAAGAAAAAGUUUGAUAUAUUUGAUAGAAUUCCAAGUCCCCCUCCAAAGAUUAUUGACUUGAAAGGACAAAAUCCAACAUCAUUGCAGCUCUCUUUAGCGACAGCUGGUAUGUAUGGGCAUGGUGGUCUCAUCCGGAACACACACCAUGGAAUUCCGGCUAACAUUUUGUCCCUUCCGGGAUACGGACAUCUAGGAGGUUAUUCCCACCGACCCUCCCAAGAACUUAUGAUGCGGUCCCCCGGGAUAACGCACCUCCCCAUGAACAUGGCUCUCGCCUCUCUGUGUGACAGUGAGUGGAACCAAAGACAGGUGGGACUUUCUCUCAGGUAAAAAUUGUAAUUAUAGUGAUAUUACAAUAUGAAAAAGAAAAUCCGGAAUAUCGGACUAUAAAGUAGUAUUCCUCGUUUUGUGAAUCUGUGAUUUUUAGUAUAGAACUCAAGGAGCCAAAUGAGUGUGACAUAACCCCUUAAUGUGUAUGUGUUGCUGAACAAUGACAAAGCACGUGCACGUUUUGGACACAAUAUGAUUGUGAAUUACUUCAAGAAAACGUUGAAAUUUACAUUUUUUCUUGACAAUGAUGAACAUGACAGAUUGUAGUGCUCGUUUCGUACAUUAUGUAGAAAUCUUACAAAAUAUACACAGUAUGAUUUCAACUGUAUGUGUUAAUGUAACCAGGAUCCUGUAACUGUCAUUGUAGAGAAAAUACAGACGAAAUAUUUGCCUGUUGAAUAUAAAAGAAUUAUGUGGACGAAAUAAUAAAAAGAAAAACAAUUGAAAAAUAUACAUUUCCGUGUUUGUGAUAUUGAAAAUGUCUCGCGUCUUGAUGUGGUAAUUAAUGCGUGUGUAAGUGUUGUUAACUAAGUGAUAUUUCAUAAAUUUAAAUAUAUCGUGUGUAACAAUU
This is a messenger RNA of Pecten maximus, 2048 nucleotides long. RefSeq names its product forkhead box protein I2-B-like. The record is from RefSeq and is a predicted model, not a curated record. Lineage: Eukaryota; Metazoa; Mollusca; Bivalvia; Pectinida; Pectinidae. Gene Ontology annotation, molecular function: RNA polymerase II cis-regulatory region sequence-specific DNA binding; DNA-binding transcription factor activity, RNA polymerase II-specific. Gene Ontology annotation, biological process: anatomical structure morphogenesis; regulation of transcription by RNA polymerase II; cell differentiation.